AUGGACUACAGGCUGGUCUUCUGGCGACGGGUGAAGUCUCGGCGGUUGGCUUGGACCGGGGUGUACAACCAAGGCGGUGCUUCCAUUCUCAAGCGCACACUCAAAAAACGUAAAAUCCGGCAUAGUGCGGCAUACACAAAGUCCUGCGCCCACCAACGGGAGGCCAGCCUAAGCCAACAGUGCUCACGGCUUCGGAGGGCAGGCUACCCUGUGAUCCCCCUGUCCCGCGGGGCUAGGUACAUCGGGCAAACGGGGCGAUGCCUCAACGACCAACUCCGA
Molecule: messenger RNA, 279 nt
Organism: Ixodes scapularis (black-legged tick)
Lineage: Eukaryota; Metazoa; Arthropoda; Arachnida; Ixodida; Ixodidae
Exons: 3
Source: RefSeq, a predicted model, not a curated record